AUGCCAGAACACACUCCAGCACCAACACCAAGCAGAGCUGUGUAUGGUUUUGUUAUGUACCUUUCAUUUAGAAUAUUUUUCAUCAUUUACGUUAUUUGGGCUGUCUUACCAGAGAAGUAUUUCAAAGCAGUUGGUAUCAUGUUUCUUCCUCAGAGACAUUGGGCAAUAACAGUGCCUGUUUACUUGUUAACAGUGCUCACUACUGUUGCGUUUGUUAUUUAUCCAAGUUUGGGUCUUUGUAUGACGCCAGCAGUUGAUGAUAUGAGGACUAUUAAAGAUAAAGUGGGGAGUAAAAAGAGACAUACUGAGGUACAUUUAGAUGGAGGAAGUAGUGGUACAAGUUGUGUAUGUAAAGACAGAGAUAAAUGUUCAAGGCAAUUAUAUAAUAGCAUACAGCAUACUUUUGUAAAUAACACUAUUCCUGUUUCACGUGAUUUGGAAAUGUGGGAUGUAUCAGAUCACUUGUAUUUAAAUAGUUAGCUUUAGAUAGGUUUUUAUAAAAUAUGUGUUAAGAAUUAAAUAAACUGUUUAGAGGA
This is a messenger RNA of Diabrotica virgifera virgifera (western corn rootworm), 536 nucleotides long. It is a transcript of the gene PIG-P, whose product is annotated as phosphatidylinositol N-acetylglucosaminyltransferase subunit P. The coding region runs from base 1 to 480 and encodes 159 amino acids. The transcript has a single exon. The record is from RefSeq and is a predicted model, not a curated record. Lineage: Eukaryota; Metazoa; Arthropoda; Insecta; Coleoptera; Chrysomelidae.